AUGAUGGAGAAGGAAGAGCCAGUUGUAAAUCCAAUUCCGGAAAUGAUUGAAGAAAAACAAGAAGAAAAAUUACCAUUUGAAUCGGAAGUAUGGACAUUGAGAGAUUUUGUCAAAAAAAUGAAUGGAAACCUAAAGUUCAUCCUGAGUUAUAUGCUUCUCAAGACUAAAACACCAAUUGAUCCAUCAGUGGUUAUUUCUCCAAAAAUGACAAAAAUCAUAUAUAACCUGAUCGCAGGGAAAAGAGAAUAUUAUGUAACACAGGAAGAAGAGGAUGAAGAACUGGCCAAACUACAGAGUACUGGGAAAUCGCCAAUAGUAGAAAGGAAUCCAGUUGUAGCUAUUUUAGGAGGGGUUUCAACAGGAAAAACAUCACUAUUUAGUUCACUAUGUGAAGUGGAACCGGAUCCAACAACCAACUACAAUUUCGGCACCGUGGAAGAUAAAUACCCAGUGACACUGUUUGAUACUCCCGGAAAUGAAUUGUUGUCUCCAAUAAGAGAUAAUAUAUUAAAAGCAUCAGAUAUCGCACUUAUUUUAAUAUCCUCUGAAACUGGAGUGACAAAUGAUACAGAGGAAUCGAUAAAACUAUGUAGAAAAUAUAACAAACCUUUUAUAUUCGUACUCACAAAGUACGAUAUUUCAACUCAGUUCACAAUUGAAGAUGUCAUCGCAAAACUGGCAGACAUGGGAUGCCAAGUGGAACAGCUGGGAGGAAACUAUGAAAUGAUCAUAUACUCAACAUUAAAAGAUACUAAAUCAAACAAAAAUAACCUCAUGGAAUCCAUUUUGAUACAUUCACUUGAAUCUUCUGAAAUGAAAACAGAAAGCCCAGAAUCAGUUAAAGGAACGGGAUAUGUACUGGAUUCAGGGAAGACCAAAAAUCUUGGAUUCUAUUCACUCCUCCUGCUUAAAAAGGGAGAAUUGAGGAAAGGAGAUUAUGUGUCUUCAAACCUAAACAAGACAAGGGUAAAAUCAAUAAAAAGUAAGAAUGGAGGAAACGUGGAGACUGUAAAGGAGUCUCAAAUAGCAUACGUUUAUGGUUUCUCUAAGGAUACCAUCUCUAACCCGGGAAGCGUAUUCGAUGUGUUUGCAACUGAACAAGAAGCUAACAAAGUCGCAGAGAUUACUAAGAUCGAUUCAUCAAAGACGAAAAUUAAUGAUCUAAUUGACGACAAACUUAAUACUUCACUGGAUCAAAUAGAUAAAGUAAGACCAAAAACAAAUAAAAAUUUUCAGAAUGAGGAUUCGGAUCGAUACAAGUAUAUCCCGACAAUCAUUAGAUGCGACGUCAAGGCAAUAGUUGAACCAAUAAAAAUGGCAAUUGAAAAGUUAAGGUCCACUGGAAUUAGUAAAAUAUGUAAAUACAAGGUUUUGGAUGCAGAUAUCGAUAACCUAACACAGGAUGAUGUCGACCUGUUUGACAAGCCAGGAAUAGUUGUGGCAUACAAUUCUACAAUUUCAAGUACAAUGCAGAAUAAACUAAAGAAACAAGAAAUUAAACUGAUAAGUGGAGAAAAAAUAGAAGAUAUAGUCAAAACUGCCGAAGAAGAAUUGGUACAAUUCCUUGGAGAGAAGAAGCUUGGAAGAGUCAUGGGAAUGGCGCAAAUCCUCAAAGUGUUUGAGGCCUCGAAAAAGAGGAAUGCGGCAGGCUGUGUAGUAACUUACGGAAGAAUGACUCCAUUCUAUGAAGCCAGAGUCUUGAGAGGAGACAAUGUGUUAUAUUAUGGGAAAAUAUCAUCUUUGAGAAGAACGACUGAGGAAGCCCGUGAAAUUCAGGAGGGGGAAUCGUGUGGCAUCACGUUCGAAGAUUUUAAUGAUUUUAAAGUUGGAGAUAUAAUUGAAGCCUACUCAGAUUAA
Molecule: messenger RNA, 1857 nt
Organism: Theileria annulata
Lineage: Eukaryota; Apicomplexa; Aconoidasida; Piroplasmida; Theileriidae
Product: GTPase-activity protein, or translation initiation factor IF-2 mitochondrial precursor, putative
Exons: 8
Coding region: 1-1857 (618 amino acids)
Molecular function (GO): GTP binding; GTPase activity
Source: RefSeq, a predicted model, not a curated record